UAACGUUCGAAAUAAUCUAUUCGGAUGAGAUCAACCGUUGGUAUCACGAGCUAGCUGAGAUGUCGUCUCGUGCGGCCUGAUUCAAAUUUUCUUUAUUCGGGCACUUGCCAAAUGAGCAGCCUCUUCCACGAUCGUAGUCAUCGGUGUUCAUGAGCUAAUUACUGUGGCCCAGCAGGUCAAGCUUGAUUGUGCCGCCGACCUGCAGGGACAGCAUACGAACGUUGACAGCGGUGCAGGAGCCUACAAAGCGGUCGCAUUUCUUAGUUCGCCGUAUCGCAUCACGUAACUGCACGGAUCACUUGCUUCUAACACCGCUCCCGCCAACCAGGUGACAAUUCUCUCUAAAUGCCUCUACCUUAACAUCUGCCCAAGGCUACUCGUGGACUUGGUGUCUGGGCUCCAGACAUGAGCAGAGUGGCCUCUCAGGAGAUAGCUGGCAAGUACGGCUUGUGUGGAGCAUCGCGGGCUAGCGGGGACGGCGGUGGUGGUGGAAAUGAGCCCAGCCUUCGGCAACUGGAGGAGCUCAAGCGUAAGCUCAAGGAGGACAUGCGCAAAGAGCUAAAGAUAAAAGAGGGUGCUGAAAAUCUGCGCAAGGCAACCACCGACCGCAAGAGCCUAGCCCAUGUGAACUCCAUUGUCAAGAAAGCCAAUUCACGCCUCAAUGACCUGCAGCGGCAACUCAGUGACCUCACAGCUGAUAUUCUGGUCACCCAGGGGCAUCCGUCACCCGAAGGUGUGCAGCCACUUUCGACGGAGUCCUUCUAUGGUGACAAGGGGGACGUGCCACUUUCAACGACAGACCAGCGGUUGCAGUCACUAGAGAAGCAGCUGAAUAUUGAGCUGAAAGUAAAGCAGGGCGCCGAGAACAUGCUACAGAUGUACAGCUCCGGCCCUUCCAAGGACCGCAAGAUGCUGGCUGAGGCACAGCAGAUGCAAGCGGACUCAAAAGUCAAGAUUGACUACAUCCGCAUGAUGAUGGCUCGACUGCGGCAGAACCAGGAUAGCCAUACCAAGGAUGUUGGUGAAGGCUGCUCAAACAACCACCUGGACAACACCACUGGAGGUAAGAUAUCUGAGGUUAUGUCACCUGUAGAGCUUCAGAUAGAAGACCUCCGUCAUCGGCUCAAGGUAGAGUGUGCUGUUGUAGAAGGAGCGAAGAAUGUGCUCAAGCUAUGUCAGGCUGCAGGAAAAGUCACAGAUCGUAAAGUCUUCCAAGAGGCACAGAACAGUUUAGUUGAAUCAAGUGAGAAACUUGAUUUGGUUCGCCGGUCACUGGAACUGAAGCGUGCCGAACUGUCACCAGGCAGUGCCAAGUGGCAAUUGCUCAAGCGCGAGUUGGAAUCUAGCCAGCUGGUGAACCCUUACUCGCCAUCCAUAGUGCCACAUGGGCCCCGAACUGAGCAGCCAGGCUUGCCAGCAUCUCCGCUAAGCCCAUUGGCAGCCAGCCCAAGCGUGCCUCUCUCAAAGCCAGCUUCUGUCACGGGUCAGCUUCAAGUCAGGCUGAUGGGUUGUCAGGGCUUGCUGGAAGAUGUUCCAGGUCGGCUGCCUCGAGCGCAAGUGGCAGGGAUGGGAGCCGAUUUGCGCAGUAGCCUUGUUCGAGCCACAGGUCGAGGCUUCUCUGGGCGCAACUCCUCACGCUCCUACAGCAUCAAAGAAGAAACCUCUAAUGAAAUUAUGGCUGUUUUAAAGCUUGACAAUGUCCAUGUGGGCCAGACCACUUACAAGCCAUGUAGUCAGCAAGCAUGGGACCAGAGGUUCACUGUUACUCUCGAUAGGUCUCGAGAACUGGAGAUCCAGGUAUACUGGAAAGAUUGGCGUGGCAUGUGUGCUGUGAAGUUUCUCCGGCUGGAAGAGUUUAUUGAUGAUGACAGGCAUGGCAUGGCUCUCCAUCUGGAACCUAAGGGACUUCUCUUUGCAGAGAUUAAGUUCCUGAACCCAAUGAUCUCAAGAAAACCUCGUCUACAGCGACAGCGAAAGCUUUUUAUUCACAAAGAUAUGUUGAAGCGUUUCUUCCGAAAGAACUUUCUCCGGCCAACACAAAUGAACAUCAAUGUGGCCACUUGGGGUCGCUUGAUGAAGCGAGCUAUGCCUCCUGGCUGCUCUGACCAGGUGACAACAGUCAGCCCUCCUGAUGCACUUCUCUCUACAGCUCCGGUUCCCACACCUCCUGACUUGGACAGUCUAGUGGUCACCAAGCUCAACUUUGAAGACAGCAACGAAACUGACACGUUGAGUCCAUUGUCACCACUUCAGACAUCACUUGAAGUAGAUGUUCAGUCUGCACUUGGGGAGUUUGACUUCUUACAACAAGAGACGUCGCCAAUGGCCGUGGAGCAAAAGGCACAGCCUGCCUCGAACACUGUAACCAGUGGCCAUUCACCAAGUCCUGAGCCCAUAGUUGAACUGGCUCCUGAUGAAGAGGAGGAAGUAAACAAACUUGGCGAGCCACUGCAGCUGACAACUACGACCGUAACUGUGGUUGAAAGUGCCCAGGGAUCUUUGACCCUUGAGGAUUUUGAAUUUAUAAGUGUGCUGGGGCGAGGACACUUUGGAAAGGUAAUUUUGAGUAAGCACAAAGUAUCGGGCCAAUACUUUGCCAUUAAGGCUCUAAAGAAAGGAGAUAUUGUGGCACGAGAUGAACUGGAAAGCCUCAUGGCAGAGAAACGCAUUUUUGAGGUGGCAAACUCUAUCCAGCACCCAUUCCUCGUCAACCUAUUUGCCUGCUUCCAGACUGUGAAUCAUGUGUGCUUUGUAAUGGAGUAUGCCUGUGGAGGGGACCUGAUGAUGCACAUCCAUACUGACAUUUUCCCAGAGCCUAGAGCUGCCUUUUAUGCUGCCUGUGUUGUUCUGGGACUGCAGUUUCUUCAUGAAAAUCGCAUCAUCUACAGGGAUCUCAAGCUGGACAACCUGUUGCUUGAUGCUGAGGGCUACGUGAAAUUGGCCGACUUUGGUCUGUGCAAAGAAGGCAUGGGCUAUGGUGAUCGGACAGGCACUUUCUGUGGCACACCUGAAUUUCUGGCACCUGAGGUGCUGACUGAAACUUCGUACACUCGAGCUGUUGACUGGUGGGGCUUAGGUGUCCUGGUCUUUGAAAUGCUGGUGGGCGAGAGCCCUUUUCCUGGUGAUGAUGAAGAAGAAGUGUUUGACAGCAUUGUGCAUGAUGAAGUUCGAUACCCACGCUUCCUCUCCAUAGAGGCUGUUGCCAUUAUGCGGAGGCUGUUAAGGAAAAACCCUGAAAGGCGCCUUGGCACGAGUGAGAAAGAUGCAGAGGACGUCAAGAAGCAAGCCUUUUUCAGAAACAUUAACUGGGAACAUCUGCUUCUGAAAAAGCUGAAGCCCCCGUUUGUGCCUACUGUGAAAAGCCCGGAAGAUGUCAGCAACUUCGAUGAAGAGUUCACGUGUGAGCAAGCAGUCCUGACAGCGCCCAAGGAUCCCCGCCCCCUCACUCAAGAGGAGCAGGCACACUUCAAGGAUUUUACUUACACCAGUGGCUGGUGCUGAAGAGCUCCACAUGCCUCUACCUGAAAGCCUUUCCCUCCUCUUGCUGUAUCUUCCUGUCAUCGGGCAAAACCUAGAAGCAUGUGGUGCUUCUGUACAACAGGAAAUCAGCACUGAGCAUUUCAGGAAAAAGAAAGUGGGCUCAUUGUGAACAACUGCUGAGAUAUCUUUAAGGAGACUGUUGAUCAAGGACAGCUGUAGAGUUUGGGGUCUGGUCGGGUAGUGUGUGGCAUUAUUGCUUUGCAUUUUGUGAGCGCGUGCUGCCUGCCAGUGUGCUUAACGCCCAACAUCAGUACUGUGCUUGUGUGCUAAACAGGUUUUGCAUAUGAUAUCCUCCCUUGAGUGUCCUGCAGGCAAAAUGUGUGGCAUUCUGCUUUGUUUUUUGCGAAGUAGGGCAGCUAAGUGACAGACUUAACGUGGAUAUCUGCAGAAAAAUAAAGCAAUUAUGAGCAUGA
This is a messenger RNA of Dermacentor albipictus, 3953 nucleotides long. RefSeq names its product serine/threonine-protein kinase N (gene Pkn). Gene Ontology annotation, molecular function: ATP binding; protein serine/threonine kinase activity; small GTPase binding. Gene Ontology annotation, biological process: protein phosphorylation; signal transduction. Gene Ontology annotation, cellular component: cytoplasm; nucleus. The record is from RefSeq and is a predicted model, not a curated record. NCBI's taxonomy places the organism in Eukaryota, Metazoa, Arthropoda, Arachnida, Ixodida, Ixodidae.